Messenger RNA from Bombina bombina (fire-bellied toad), 3093 nucleotides. RefSeq names its product NEDD4 binding protein 2 like 1 (gene N4BP2L1). The record is from RefSeq and is a predicted model, not a curated record. Lineage: Eukaryota; Metazoa; Chordata; Amphibia; Anura; Bombinatoridae. The transcript has 5 exons. The coding region runs from base 329 to 934 and encodes 201 amino acids.
AUAUGUAAUGUAGAUUUAUUUCAUUGUAUGAUGCAAUGUAUCUAGAAAAUUUCACUAGAUAAACUAUCUGUUACAGUAGUUAUCUAAAUAUGGAUUAGAACAUUUUUCCCUAUAAACCCGUGGUUUACAGCAGAAACUCCCACACAUUGAGGAACAAAUUAUUCACCAAUAGCUUUACAAUCUAAAAUGUCUGUCAGAAUGUUUACAGGACUGUCACUAUGUCACGUUAAACCCCCGCCCAUAGCCCAAUCUCUCACUGGACCUGCCCAUGCUGCAUAAACCCCAUGCAGGAAGAAGUUAGUUAGGUGCCUGCCUGGAGUAGGGCACGAUGGCAGAGAGGCUUAUUAACGCGUUCGGUAAUCUGAACCUAGAUGGGCACCCGCAACAAAGAUACCGACAUCGGCCCCAGCAAAAGCAACAACAGAAACCCCCGCAACCUGCACCGCAUCAACACACACCUCGUCCCUCAAGGUUCAACAAACACAUCUACCUUCUGAGAGGGCUCCCGGGCUCCGGCAAGACCAGCCUGGCCAGGAAGCUGAAGCAAGAUUUCCCCAGUGCACUUGUGUUUAGCACUGAUGACUAUUUCAUUAUGGAUGACGGCUGUUAUCUGUUCGACCAAGACUUGCUGCAUGAUGCGCACAAAUGGAAUCAAAAGCGAGCACGCAAAGCAAUGAGGAGAGGGAAUACUCCUAUAAUUAUAGAUAACACAAAUGUCCAAGCAUGGGAAAUGAAACCAUACGUUGCCAUGGCACUUGAGAAUCAUUAUCAAGUCAUUUUCCUUGAACCUGAUACACGUUGGAAGUUCAAUGUUCGAGAAUUAACAAGAAGAAAUAGUCAUGGAGUACCAAAAGAAAAGAUCCAGCGCAUGAAAGAUGUGUACGAACACAAUGUUACUUUCAACACUGUUCUCCAUUCUGAGAAGCCGGUCUGAAACCACAGACACGUUCAACUGAUCUGAAGAACACUGCUUAGCAACAAAGAGACAAACUAAAUUUUUCAUCAAAGGUGCAAAUUAUACUUCAAAACAUUAUUAUAUCCACACAUUCCACUGAUUUAGUCUGAAACCACGGGUUUUACAAGUGUAAAUAAAAAAAACAGACAGGCAGGUGUCUUCACUUGUUACGCAAAGAGGAAGCCCUUAAUUAGCCCACUCUUAAAAUGUAUAGAAAGUGUAUUUCCCCUAGUGGUUUAAAUUGGAUAUUGUUUUUAUUGGUUUAUUUCAACCCAUUCAUACUAAAAGAUGUAGUAAAAAUGACAGUUGAAAGUAUUGUAUAAUGAGGAGGCCUUUUACACAGAAAAUACUCUGAUAUUGGAGGGAGUUCACCAAAGCAUCACCAAUAUUUCUAGAUUUUUGUAAAUAGGCUCCAAAAAAAUUUAUUUUGCAGUUUAGCGCAAUUGCAAAUCUUACAUAAUCGAAGCCACAGUCUGCUUCCAGUAAAUCUAAACUGCCCAUCACCAUCAUUUACCUGUUAGUCAAAUGGUUCUAUGCCAGGGAGCAACAGGUUGCCCUAAUACACAGAAAUACUAAAUGAUUGGGUUAUGGAGGAUGAGGGACGGUAAAAGGGUUGCAGUCUCAGCCAUGUUUUCCUGGAUAGUUAUGGGUUACACAUGCUGCAGGGUGUGCAGAGAGGAACAUAAAUACUGCUCUCCAGACACAAUACAUGUUCCUCCCUGCACACAUGCAUAUGUAACUAAAUUGUAGUGUAAAUAUAAUGUAAUGCGAUCCCUAGCUAAAUAUCACCAUUAGUCACUCAAACACUAUACAAAAAGGUUUGUGCCAAUCAACUCAUAUGUGACAUUAAACAAGCAAUAUGUCUUAUAAAUAUUGUGUAUUAGAUUUGCUAAUAGACAGCUGUGGUGUUUUAGUGGAAGGUCUAAGACUUUCACAUUUGCAUUCAGUAUAAUGUAUAAUGGCUUUUCAUGUCUGAUUUAAAGGGAGAGUAAUAACAAAAGUAAACCUCAUGAUUCAGAUGGAACGUGCCAUUUUAAACAACUUCCCAAUGUACUUCUAUUUCACAUUUGCUUUGCUUUCUCUUGGUAUCCUUUAUUAAAUAGUAAACCUGUGUAGGCUCAUAGGUUUAGAGGCCUUUAGCUCUCUAUGACAAUAGUGUUAGCAACAAUAUUUAUAGUAAUGUGAUUCAAUGCUGCAAACACUGCGGCCAUAGAGCACUAAAGACAUGCAUGCUCCUGAGCUCAUAGAAGCCUACCUAGGUUUAGUAUUUGACAAAGGAUACCAACAGAACAAAUCAAAUUUGAUCAUAGAAAUAAAUUAGAAAGUUGUUUAGAAUUGCAAUUAUGUAUGAAUCAUGAGAGUUUAAUUUUGACUUUACUGUCCCUUUAAGAAAACACUAGUCGUCUUAUUAUUUCAAACACUCAUGUUGUCUUGAGACUUAAAGGACCAGUCAACACAGUAGAUUUGCAUAAUCAACAAAUGCAAGAUAACAAGACAAUGCAAUAGCACUUAGUCUGAACUUCAAAUGAAUAGUAGAAUUUUUUUUGACAAUUUUAAAAGUUUCCACUCCCCCUGUACCAUGUGACAGCCAUCAGCCAAUCACAAAUGCAUACACGUACCAUGUGACAGUCAUCAGCCAUUCACAAAUGCAUACACACUUAUUCUUGCACAUGCUCAGUGGGAGCUGGUGACUCAAAAAGUUUAAAUAUAAAAAAACUGUGCACAUUUUGUUAAUGGAAAUAAAUUGGAAAGUUUUUUAAAAUGGCAUGCUCUAUCUGAAUCAUGAAAGUUUCAUUUUGAUUGAGUGUCCCUUUAAGACUCUGCUUUGCCUCCUAAAAUCUUUAAACAUGUUUCAUACAUAUAAUUGUCAUUGUAUAUUAUAGAUUAAGGUACAGAUGAAAGAUUUAACAUAUAUUACACAUUUUCUGUUAUACAAUUUUAAAGACUCUUUUUCAGGAACAAUUAUUCUGCAUAUUUGUUAUGCAGCUGUGUUCUUACGUUAUCUGUGUUUGAUAUUUCUUAUGUAAUUUCUAUAGAUGAUUAAACAUAUUUUCAUAAAAACCUAGUUCUUACUUACAAAAUCAUUUUAAUACAUUUUAUAUAUAAACAGUUUGAUUUAUUAAACAGUUUAAACAUUA